Molecule: messenger RNA, 321 nt
Organism: Leptosia nina
Lineage: Eukaryota; Metazoa; Arthropoda; Insecta; Lepidoptera; Pieridae
Source: the annotation of a GenBank genome assembly
AUGGUCUUGCUAAAUUAUGAUGUGUUUCUGUCGGAACUAACUAAGCUUUUUCAAAAUGCAAGGACCUCAGGAUCUGUAACUGUAACAAUGAAACGAUAUGAUGGUCGCACAACGCCAAAUCCUCGUGGUGGUUUAGCUAUUCCAAACCCACAAUACAAAUGCUUAUUAAGGGCCCAAUUUAGGAGUAAAAAAAUAUCAACUGUCAUUGAACAAAAAGACGUAGAAAUGUUUUCAAAUGCUUACUCCAAUCUGCUCAAAACAAGUAUAAAUGGUUUGAAACGAUUAAAGAAACCCAAAAAGAAGGCGAUGGCUACCCAAUAA